This is a messenger RNA of Necator americanus (New World hookworm), 588 nucleotides long. RefSeq lists its product as uncharacterized. The record is from RefSeq and is a predicted model, not a curated record. The transcript has a single exon. Lineage: Eukaryota; Metazoa; Nematoda; Chromadorea; Rhabditida; Ancylostomatidae. Bases 1 to 588 code for a protein of 195 amino acids.
AUGGCGAAAGAUUCCCAUACAUUGCAAAAAGGUGCUGUCGUCCAGCACAUCGCCAAAACCAAUAACCUGAAAAGUCAACUGCCUGAAGGGAUCAUAGAAUCUUUGGCAACAACCAUUCGUUUCGUCACGCUGAACUGCCGAACACUAUCGAAUGAACUCCAACAAGCCGCUCUAUCCAGACUUCUGCGAUAUCUCUGUGUGCCUUUUGCUGCAUUGCAGAAAAUACGCGUGACAGACCGGCCCAUCAACAUCGAAAAUUACACCAUAUACUGUGGCGAUGCUGAUGAGAACAAAGUAGGUGGCUCCGCGAUAGCUGUGAGAAACGACUACAAGAACCUGGUGGAGGAAUUUGGCUCAACGUCGUCUAGAUGCGCCUUUCUACGACUGUCGGAUCGCAGAGCACGUAAACUCUGGAUCGUAAGUGCUCACGCACCUACGGAAACCGCAGAAGACAACAGUAAGGACGCCUUCUAUGAUGAACUCAAUACGUUGAUGUCUAAAAUACCAAGUCAGCAGGUGGUCAUUGUCGGAAUCGACGCAAAUGCGAAGAUGGGACUCGAACAGCGAUCCGAUGUGCUAGGAAAAUAG